CCCAGGAUAUAUUAAUUAAUACGCUUUUGUUAACUCUCUUUGUAUUGUUUUUUUUUGGCAAAGUAAAUUAUGUUUGGAGACAGCAAAACACGUGCCGCUCACGUGUGUGUGAUGUAAAUGCUUGGCUUUCAUCGUAUAGAAAUGCACUUCGUAUUUUUAUUCGAUCGUCUGUUAAUCUCAUCAGCCCAAUGGCAAAUUUGUCAUCCAGCAUAGCGAUAUGGAUAUAGGAAGAUACGAGGGGGCUCCAUCAUCUGUGCCGAGCAAUAAGCCACGAGCAUGUGACGCAUGCCGCGCAAGAAAGGCUCGGUGCGAUCGUGCAAUACCAUGCUCGAAUUGCCGGCUCCACGGCACUGAGUGCCACUUUUCUCUAUCAGUGCCGCGAGCGGCGCGGGAUAGGACCCCAACUUCAAGCCGCUAUGAAGAAAAGGUGGUCCAGAUCGAUGGCCGUCUAGUCUCUAUUGAAAAGAUGCUUCAAGAGCUGACGGCCAGGGACAAGGACACUCAGCGGAGCCAGGAUGUCUCCAGCGCAUCAUUUUCACAGCGGGCUGCCCAGAGCGAAGUACAGCAAAAAUUGCCCGAGUACUCUCCAUCUCCCUUACUUCAGGAAGCAAACGAUGUGCAUGGCCGUACUACUCUCCUCGGUCACUCGAUCCAUGCGAAAUCGGUGUUUGAAAUGCUUACUUCGAGCACCUCGCUCCGGCGGGAUCCGAACAUGUUGGAAGCUCUGACCGCACUUCAGAAUGUUAUUAGGACUCAGAGCGAUCGCUCACCACUCCAUGACUUACGCUUCACGCCUGCGCGGAAUAUAACAUCUUUAUCUUUGUCGGACUUUGAACUGCCACCUGCUGAGGUGGUUGAAGAUGUGUUGCGUUUUGCCAAUAAGAAUAUCCCUCGGAUUUUCUUAAAAUUGCCUCUGAUGGAUGUAUCGAACUUUGCAAGUCUUUGCAGAGGCCUUUAUAGUUCUACGCCCGACGUUUCUCCUGCUCUGUUUGCUCUGGUGAACGGAGGUCUGUAUUAUAUGUUUGCGGAACAAGAUGUGUCGAGAUCAGAGGAGCAGACGUCUGACUUUCGCCGCUUUGCAUCUAUGUGUCAGUUGAAUUUUGAGGUGGUGUUGGAGAACUUUCAUCUAUCUACAAGUCCGUCAUUGGAAGCUUGCCAAGCGUUAGCCUUAGGGGCUUUUCACGCAACAGAGAGCGUUAAACCGUAUCUCUGUCGCCUAUUAUCAAUGGCGGCGGCACAGAUGAGCCAGACGCUAGGUUACCAUCGUAUACCGGCCGGAAUCUAUGUAACAAAAGAGAUCCAGGCGAAGAAGCUUGCAUUCUGGAACAUUUUCUGUCUGGAAAGAUCUCUCUCCCUCCGAUUAGCAUAUGUUCCUACUUUACAGGACUGCGAUAUAUUGACAACACUUCCGUCAUAUCCCGAAGAUGUAAGCCUCUACUCAUGGCAUGCCGUCUGGGUAAGUUGGGUUGACAUAACGAAAUUUCAAGGGAGAGUAUUCACUGAGCUGUAUUCUGGGGCUGCCAUGUCUUUGCCAGCAGAAUACCGCAUCGGCCAGGCUCACAAGUUAGCCGCAGAUAUUAAAGCUUGGCAUGAACGAUGGAUUUCUUUUCAACAUAAUCAUGCUAUAUAUUUCGAUGUUCUCCAAGCAGCUCUUGAGGCAACAGAGGUUGUGUAUCACGGUCUUCUCACGGUCACCUACCGCGUUAUACCUCCGCCUACAUCCGAAACCGUGGUAUUUUGCUCUGAAUGCGUGACAUCUGCCAGGAAAGCGCUAGAACUCCACCAUAUAGCAGCUGCACGCUAUAAAGGCAGUAAAGACGUCUGGAGAGGUUAUACUAACUGGACGCUGAAUUCCAGCCCAUUCGCCCCCUUUCUAAUUAUAUUCUGCGAAGCUGUUACAACGAAGGACUUUACCAGCCUCCGCUCUCUAGGCGAUUUUGUUGCAUCCAUUGAGCCCUUUAGCGCCGCCACUGAAAUUACCGAUCGCCUGUAUCAACUCUGCUCCACGUUUUAUAAUGUCUUAAAGGCAUACCUUCAACAAUCGCAGAGUACUUCCAGCACCAGUGGGGAAGGCAUUCUAUCUACGGAUAGCCUUCCUCAGCUGAACCUAGAGUCCGCACCACAGAUAAACUGGAAUAUUCAGCAUACGCAACCACUAUAUGGUCCUGAUGGCGGGAUUUUGCAAUCAAAUCAGAUGCCUAACAUAGAGAAUUGGGGAUCUUGGCCGGUAGAUGACUUAUUUGGUCAAGACUUUUCCAUGAUUAGCGGAUGGUAGGCCCUUACAAUACUGCUGGCGUUAUUUUGUUCCAGCGGAUUAUACUCUUGUACAAUAUUAUUUUGAUAGUUGACAUUAUUUAUUUGCACAUACGCUAGAUUUUCUAAAGUAGAACUUGCCCCAUACUACAAACCUUAAUCUUCACAUCAUAAAUUCUAG
Molecule: messenger RNA, 2434 nt
Organism: Pseudogymnoascus verrucosus
Lineage: Eukaryota; Fungi; Ascomycota; Leotiomycetes; Thelebolales; Thelebolaceae
Exons: 7
Coding region: 218-2275 (685 amino acids)
Biological process (GO): DNA-templated transcription; regulation of DNA-templated transcription
Molecular function (GO): DNA binding; zinc ion binding; DNA-binding transcription factor activity, RNA polymerase II-specific
Source: RefSeq, a predicted model, not a curated record